AUGGGUGAACCACAUGCCCCAGACCAGUGGGCUCUGCUGGCUUUUGCAAAUGAAGCAAUGCAAGUCUCGGCGAACCAAACAAGCCAUGCUGCCAGUAAUAACAACUCGGGCUUCGGUUGGUCGAUGAUUCUGAAAGAGCUAUCCGAAGUCGAGACCCCAGUCCCUGGCGGUGUCGACUCACUAGACACGGGCUCUGAAAAGUAUGGGCUGCUCGAAGAGGACAAAUACAAGGACAAAAAGCGAAGUUCGUCACCUGCCAAAUCUGCAUACAUAACUUCCAGCAUCCGCGCGACUAUACGGCACCUGAACGCCGAGGCAGGGGACCUGAGCAUGUUUCGCGGCAUUGGAUCAGCAUCAGCCGCUAUCUUGGUGCUCAUGCCAGUGUAUCUGCUCUCCGAGUUUAUUUCUCAUAGACUGCCAUUGCUCAAGAAGAGCAACCGCGUCGCUGAGGCCUUCUCGCACCAAGUCGUAGAGCUCAUCGUGUGUCAGAUAACCGCAACGCUCCUGCACGUGUGCAUCUCCAAACCUCGCUACAAAUUCUGGUUCCGUCGUAUGCCAAUGACUUGGUUCAAGGUGUUGCGUACAGCUUGGCUCGCUGUACUGGUCAAUGGUAUAUCCGACGACAUUCUUCAAGCGGCAUUCUACUACCUGACACCUGAUUCGAAGUCCAAGCCCGAGAACAUCACAAUUGGCACCAAUACAAGCAACAAACUAUUCCAUCUUAGCGAAGGUCCCGUUGUCAAAAUAAGCGUCUUCCUCAUUCUCUGGGCUUGCAUCAAGUCCAUUUUGCGUUCGCAGAUCAAACCUUUGAUAAGCUUGGUGCUUCUGAGACCAUUCAAAGCAAUCGAAACUCGUGUCUUUGCAUCCAUGCUCCCUGACGAAGAAGAUCCGGUUAUCCCUAUGGAUCGUAGCUUUUCAGGCCGUCCCCAAACUGGUGGCAUCCUGCAGCAACAAACACAACCUCUGGGCUUUAUGGAAGCUGCACGCACCAUCGACAAGAAGACCUUAAUUCGCCUGGUCAAACUCCACGCUGUCUGGGUUGUGUUGAAACUGAUCAGUGGUACACCUGUUGUUCAGGCGGAUCUGGAUCUUGUGCAGGGGAAUGCGACCAGGAGGUUCUUGGACAGCAUGAUUGCUGGUCCCAGUAACUUUACCUCUCCUACCUUCAACAUGACAGUCACAAACAUGACAGCCACAGCUCUUGAUCAGUAG
Aureobasidium musti is the source of this 1212-nucleotide messenger RNA. Lineage: Eukaryota; Fungi; Ascomycota; Dothideomycetes; Dothideales; Saccotheciaceae. The record is from the annotation of a GenBank genome assembly.